Mycena citricolor is the source of this 478-nucleotide messenger RNA. Lineage: Eukaryota; Fungi; Basidiomycota; Agaricomycetes; Agaricales; Mycenaceae. The record is from the annotation of a GenBank genome assembly.
UCAUUAUCUUCAAUCCUCUCCUGUGGAGGAUGAGUCGGGACAUCUUGUGCGCUCAUGAGCCAAUGCAGACCCGUUCUAACCGCAGUCACGACUCACCUCGGCUCCCGCCCCCCGCUCGCUUUCUUUUCUCGACCUAUUCAAUUGCAAAGUUGUUUACCUGUGAUGCCGGCCGGUUUAUACGCGAGUUUGCGUUCUGCCUGACUUUGCAUUCCGAGUCCAUCAAAUAGAACCAGAUUCACUCCAUUUUCACGCUCUUUCAAUCAGUGAUGUCUAUCGUCUGGUUGCCAUAAUCUCCUUUGCGAACUCAUUCUACAGAGGGCGUUCAAGGAUUCCCCUUCACGGCAUCUCCGCUAAAAAGGCACCGGAACUCGCUAGAGAAGAAGAAGAACCGGGAGAUUUGUGUGCUCUCCGAGGUCCACUUAUCAGCGGACAGUGCUCCAGAUUGAGAUCAGACUCUCCGCGGCACGCACGGCUCCGA